UAAACAAGUAACCCAUGAUCGUUUCGCAUUUUCUUAAAACCAGACACUCUUUCCUUUCUACCACAGUAAAUAUGUCCUCAUAUGUUUCAAGAUAAAUGCAAAAUUACGCAAUCAUUUAUCAAUUAAAUAUAGUAAAUUCAUGUUUCAGCCAUCCCAAAAAAUAAGAGAAGCCACCCAUGCAGGUAGUUGGUAUAUUGGAGAUCGUACAUUUAAAUUCAUUAAACUCAAGGAAAGCAAUUGGAUGCCCAACUGAACGACUUCUUAUCAAAGGCCAAAGCAGAAACCAUACCCAACAUAAAAGCAAUUAUUGGACCGUAUAAAAUUUAUAAAUCAUAUCAGACACGCUGGCUUUUCAUAUUCAGGACCAACGGCUGCCUUUGCAUACUAACACUUAGUGCAAAAAGAAGGGUAAUAAACUAUAGCUAGCAUUAAAUUAUUCUAGAAUGAGAGUCUUUUUACUUGGACCCUGUCAUCAUACAUAUAUCAAAGGAAUAGGUUUAUCUGAACUAGAAAUUUAUGAAACACCACUUGGCAACAUCGAAUUGGAUUAACCAAGUAUUUACUUUUGCUGAUCUUUUAGCAAUAAAACAAUUAAGUACAGAAUUGAAAAAAAACUUUGUUUUUACAAAUAAAGAAAUCGAGGAAGAAGAACAUAGUUUAGAAAUGCAUUUGCCAUUCAUUUAUAAAGUAUUUCCAAAGUGCAAACUAAUUCCUAUAAUGGUGGGUGCAACUACUGAAUAACAAGAUGCUUAAGUGGCAAGUGUACUAGUCAAAUAUUUUGUUGAUCCAAACACAGUGUUUGUCAUAUCAUCUGAUUUCUGUCAUUGGGGAAAAAGGUCAAUUAAUGAUAUUAUCAAAUUAGUUUCCGAUACACUCCUUAUAAUAAAGAACAUGGGGAAAUUCAUUAAUCAAUAACAUAAUUAGAUGGAUAAGCAAUUAAAUUGAUUGAAUCGCAUAAACUUACAGAAUUUUAUAAGUAUCUUGAGGAUACAAAAAAUACUAUAUGUGGUAGACAUCCAAUUUGUGUUUUACUAAAUGUAAUCUUGAUUUGAAGUUUAGAUAAUCAACCUUAGCAAAUUGCAACUAAAAACACAACUAGCAAAAUAUAAUCAAUCAAAUCAAGUGACAAAGCCUAAUGACUCAUCUGUGAGUUAUGCCGCAUUAGUGACUAGUUUAAUAUGA
Molecule: messenger RNA, 1182 nt
Organism: Paramecium octaurelia
Lineage: Eukaryota; Ciliophora; Oligohymenophorea; Peniculida; Parameciidae
Source: the annotation of a GenBank genome assembly